This is a messenger RNA of Punctularia strigosozonata HHB-11173 SS5, 1608 nucleotides long. RefSeq names its product cytochrome P450. The record is from RefSeq and is a predicted model, not a curated record. The transcript has 7 exons. Bases 1 to 1608 code for a protein of 535 amino acids. Lineage: Eukaryota; Fungi; Basidiomycota; Agaricomycetes; Corticiales; Punctulariaceae. Gene Ontology annotation, molecular function: monooxygenase activity; heme binding; oxidoreductase activity, acting on paired donors, with incorporation or reduction of molecular oxygen.
AUGCAUCCUUGGACAAUCGUCCUCGCGCUUGCGCUGACGGGCUACGUCGUCCGUCAUGCUUCCCGCCGGCGUCGCUCACCUUUACCCCCAGGUCCGAAAGGUCUACCAUUCUUCGGCAUCGCCUCCAAGUUCCCUAAGGACGUGCCGUCGUGGAUAACAUACUGGAGAUGGGGCCGCCAAUACGGCUCGCCCAUAGUCUACUUCAAGUUGUUGGGCAAGGAUAUGCUUGUCAUAAACUCGCUCGAAGUUGCAAUGGAGCUACUCGACAGUCGCGGCGCGAUCUAUUCCGACCGCCCGUCGAGCACCAUGUUCGGCGAUCUCCUGGAUCGUAGAAACUCCGUCUUCUUUGUAAAGUAUGGCAGCGAUCGGUUCCGGCAGUAUCGCCGAUUGCUAAACUCUCAACUCAACCCGAGAGCGGCGAGCACCUACGUGCCUCUGCAAGUCGAAGAACUGCGCAAAUUUCUACGAGGCUUGCUGCGGACACCGGAGAAGUUUCGAGCGCUGAUCCGACGGAACGCUGGUGCGGUCAUCCUGAAAGUCACGUAUGGCUACAGUGUAGACAGCGACGACGACCACUUUGUGCGUUUGGCCGAUGAUCGAAUCCGUAUAUCUGAACAAGCCUCCGCGCCUGGGUGGAUGGUCGACUCGAUACCUAUCUUGAAAUAUGUCCCAUCGUGGUUCCCAGGUGCUAGAUUCAAGCGAUUGGCAGCAAAAUGGAGAGAGGAGGUCAAGGAUCUGUGCCAAGUGCCAUUCGCCUGGGUCAAGAACCAGAUGGCUGCGGGGACUGCGAUACCCUCCUUCACCUCGCAGCUACUGUCCGAUAUCGAGUCGGGUUCGACACCUGGUGCCUCCGCCGACGAACGCGCAGAUCUCAUCAUGUGGGUCUCGAGUGGUCUGUAUGCUGCCGGGACGGAUACCACCGCAUGCUACAUGGCCAACUUCUUUCUGGCGAUGACUCUGUUCCCUGAUGUGCAACGUCGGGCACAAGAGGAACUGGAUGCACUCCUUGGAGCCCAAGCACCGGGAGAACCAACCAGGCUGCCCGAAUUUACUGACAGGGGUAGGCUCCCGUAUGUCGAAGCUGUCAUCAAGGAAAUACACAGAUGGGCUCCUGCGGGUCCUAUAGGCAAGCUUCCUACUAUGUCGCUGGAUCCAUGGCUAACGUGCGAUUCCCCGGUAGCGCUGCCUCAUGCAACGACCGAAGAUGACCAAUACAAUGGAUAUUGGAUACCAAAAGGAACUUCCAUCAUCACCAACCGUUGGGCGAUGUUACAUGACGAAGACAUUUACCCAGACCCGAUGACGUUCAAUCCGGAUCGUUUCCUCGAAAAGCCGGAAUCCGAUUCCGCAUUAAAUCCUGAUCCUGAGACUAUGAUAUUCGGUUUCGGCCGUCGCGCGUGUCCUGGCGUCUACAUGGCCAACAACUCAAUCUUUCUUGGUGUAACAUCUAUACUAGCGACGUUCAACAUCUUCAAAGCCUGUGACUCCUCUGGGAAGGAAAUCAAGCCCGAAGUCAGAUUUGCUCGAGCCAUUGUCGCUCAUCCCGAGGAAUUUCAAUGCUCUAUUACCCCGCGUUCAGACGCUGCCAUCCGACUCAUCGAGUCUUAA